Messenger RNA from Cooperia oncophora, 219 nucleotides. The record is from the annotation of a GenBank genome assembly. NCBI's taxonomy places the organism in Eukaryota, Metazoa, Nematoda, Chromadorea, Rhabditida, Trichostrongylidae.
AUGGGGUACACAUGGAACAAUGAAUUCAAUCAGAAUGGGGUUUUGAUUGCUGUGUUGUGUUACGGUGGUCAUUUGGUAAUGACAGAUCAUUUGACUGCUGAUAACCUUCUCACCUUUCUUCUAUAUCAGAUACAACUGGGAGAGAAUAUUUAUUGGGCAGCUUUCGUGGUGGCUGGCAUCAUGGACUGCGUCGGUGCAUCAAGAAAAGUGAAUGUUUGA